This is a messenger RNA of Wyeomyia smithii (pitcher-plant mosquito), 1318 nucleotides long. Its product is annotated as androgen-induced gene 1 protein-like. The record is from RefSeq and is a predicted model, not a curated record. Gene Ontology annotation, cellular component: endomembrane system; membrane. The coding region runs from base 547 to 1299 and encodes 250 amino acids. Lineage: Eukaryota; Metazoa; Arthropoda; Insecta; Diptera; Culicidae. The transcript is spliced from 3 exons.
GCCUCAGCGGAUUUUGGACAGACUAUCUGCCAUACCGUAGUGUGUGUGCAUGUGUGUGUGUGUGUGGGGGUGUAGCGAGAAUGAGCAUAUAUUUUGGUGGAUCCUUGCGUGCUUCCGUAAUUGAACGCAGGCAAAAGAGUGGAUAAACGCAGAGUGGAGCUUCACUCCGUCAGUCUUCGGUUGGAUAUGCUAGACGUCGUGUCUUUUCCUUUGUGUUUCCUGCUAUAUCUGUGUGCAAACGAGUGUUGGUAAUCUAAAAAGGACGAUUUGGUGUAGAUGGCAUUAAAAAAUCAUCUCCAUAGAUUAAUUAUAUCUUCACAACAGCGUAACUGGUGAAAUUCAGUGUAGUGAAAACCGUUUAGGUUUGUUUACAGAGUAGCGAAUGAGUGAUUAAAAUUAUAGUAAUUGUAUGUACUUGCUUGUAUAUCCUUCGACCUCGUGUAAAAGCUGCGUGUGUUGGUGUGCAGUACAACGUACGGACUGAAAACCCUUGUUUUAUUGCGUGUUGCUAUCGGAGAGCACUAUAUUCAAGAACGUUUGCCCAGGAUGUCUGGUGUACAAUUGUACAAGUCACGCGCAUUCGUGCUAGUUUGGCACCUCAUCGCUAUUAGCCAGUAUUACUAUGCAAUUUACUUUGAUAGAUACUUCGUCAAAAUCCCAGAUGAUCUCAACAUACCGAAAAUGAUGCGCCCCAGCGAGUACGGCGGAAGGUCCAAGUUCCUAACGUAUUGGUGUUUGAUAUUGCAGGCGAUAUACUUCACUGUUUGUCUGGUAAACGAUUUCUUUGGAACGAACGAAGUUUCACCACGAAGUAUUCCAAUCAUCAGAAAAUUAAAGGAUUAUAUGCUGGCGGCAUUUGCCUUCCCGGUAGCUUUAAAUGUCGGCGUUACUUUCUGGACUUUAAUGGCUAUCGAUCGUGAGCUUGUUUUCCCUAAAGCGUUGGACGCUGUCUUUCCAGGAUGGCUGAACCAUGUGAUGCAUACUAAUAUAGUAAUCUUUAUGCUACUGGAGAUUUGUACCAGCUUUAGACAAUAUCCUUCGAGAAAAAACGGUCUUGCAGGUUUAGGGUUUUUUAUGGCCUGCUAUUUAGUAUGGUUGCAUAUUAUUCGUCACUUUGGCGGAAUAUGGGUAUACCCUGUGCUAGAAGUUCUGAACCUUCCACAGCGAAUUAUAUUUUUCGUAGUCAGCUUAGGGUUUUCCGUUGGACUGUAUUUACUGGGAGAAUUUUUCAACAGCCUAAUAUGGACCAAAGAGUUGAAGCAGCUAAAGACCGGUGUCACUAGUAAGAAGCUAAAAUAAAGUCUCCAUCUUCAUUGUG